Messenger RNA from Fusarium musae, 435 nucleotides. RefSeq lists its product as uncharacterized. The coding region runs from base 1 to 435 and encodes 144 amino acids. NCBI's taxonomy places the organism in Eukaryota, Fungi, Ascomycota, Sordariomycetes, Hypocreales, Nectriaceae. Gene Ontology annotation, biological process: glutathione catabolic process. Gene Ontology annotation, molecular function: glutathione gamma-glutamate hydrolase. Gene Ontology annotation, cellular component: plasma membrane. The transcript is spliced from 2 exons. The record is from RefSeq and is a predicted model, not a curated record.
AUGAAACUCCCAUUACUGUUACUGGCCUCCAGUAUCCAUUAUGUCUCUUUAUCAGCAAGCCCCAUAUUCGAAGAGUUCUUUUCUCCAGGUGUUGGUACAAGAGGAGCCGUUGCUUCAGAGGCUCAAGAAUGUAGCUACAUCGGGAGAGACUUGUUAGCACGAGGUGGAAAUGCCGUCGAUGCCAUGAUUGGAACGACAUUCUGCGUCGGUGUUAUUGGCAUGUACCACUCCGGUAUUGGAGGCGGUGGUUUCAUGAUUGUGCGUGACAAGAAGGGUAACUACGAAGCAAUCGACUUCAGAGAAUCAGCCCCUACAGCAGCAUUCGAGGGCAUGUACCAAGGGAAUGUGAACGGUAGCAUCUACGGAGGCCUUUCUGUUGGUGUGCCAGGCGAAGUCCGUGGGUUUGAGUAUGUACACAAGAAAUACGGCGUAUGA